This is a messenger RNA of Naumovozyma dairenensis CBS 421, 660 nucleotides long. It is a transcript of the gene YAF9, whose product is annotated as YEATS domain-containing protein YAF9. Bases 1 to 660 code for a protein of 219 amino acids. The record is from RefSeq and is a predicted model, not a curated record. Gene Ontology annotation, biological process: regulation of DNA-templated transcription. NCBI's taxonomy places the organism in Eukaryota, Fungi, Ascomycota, Saccharomycetes, Saccharomycetales, Saccharomycetaceae. The transcript has a single exon.
AUGGCACCACCAGUUAGUAAAAGAAUUAAGACGCUCUCAGUAAGGAGGCCGAUAAUAUAUGGUAAUACUGCGAAGAAACUAGGCGAAGUGAGGCCAGAAAAUGCACCUGCAGAACAUACCCAUUUAUGGACAAUAUUCGUUCGAGGUCCUCAAAAUGAAGAUAUAACAUAUUUUAUAAAGAAAGUAGUCUUUAAACUACAUGAGACAUACCCCAACCCAACAAGGGUAGUGGAGACACCACCUUUCGAAUUGACUGAAACAGGUUGGGGUGAGUUUGACAUCAACAUCAAGAUAUAUUUUGUAGAUGAAGCAAAUGAAAAAAUGCUGAGCUUUUAUCAUCGUUUGAGAUUACAUCCUUAUGUUAUUCCAGGUCCAGAAGGACAACAGAAUCCUGCAAGGAAUAUUACGGUUACCGAAAAUGGAGAAAUCAGAUCAACAUUUUAUGAUGAGAUUGUAUUUAAUGAACCUAAUGAAGAAUUUUUCAAGACCUUGAUGACUAAACCAGGUAAUUUACUUCCGGCAAAUAUAACAGAGAACCAAGUUUUUUCAAGGCAAUUGGAACAAGAAGAAAUUGAUAGAAUAGAUAUAGGUAUGACGAAAAUUGACGAAGAAAUAAAGAAGUUGAGGGACGAAUUAACAAAUACCAUAAAAGAGACGUAG